Molecule: messenger RNA, 1535 nt
Organism: Austrofundulus limnaeus
Lineage: Eukaryota; Metazoa; Chordata; Actinopteri; Cyprinodontiformes; Rivulidae
Exons: 8
Coding region: 216-1118 (300 amino acids)
Source: RefSeq, a predicted model, not a curated record
GAGGCGCCACAUCCUGAUAAAACACGCGGCUGCGGAAGAAGGCGUAGGAAUCAGAGGAGGCAACACCCGAGGAAAGCCAUCAGUUGGAGUCACGACAUGAUUUAACAAUAAAUGGCGAGUUUACGUUCAACCAGCAGAAUAUAGGUUAUUUGUAUUUUCAAACAACAGCUCAUAAGAUGCGUUAAAGAAGCACGUUUCCUCUGAUUCAGACUACAAUGAGCAGUAAGAGAGAGAAGGAGCAGAAGAAGAAGCUGCAGCACUUCCUGAAUGACCUGGCCUUGCUUGGAUCGUUACAGGGAUUUAAAUACUUCCAGCCGUGGCUAAGAGGGAAAGAGGAGCUGCUGCUGACUGUUGUCAAUGAGGAUCUGGGUUGGCGUUCUCCGGGUUUUUUGGUGUCCAGAGCGUCCCCAUCCUCCUCCAGCAGCAGCUGUAACAGCAGCGAUGUUUCUCCCAGCAGCAGCUCUCUCAGCGUGGACAGCAGGAGCAGCUCGCCUCUGCCUGGGGAGCCUCAGGGCCCACCGGACCUCCACCCUCACACACAUGACAAGACUCAGCUGCAGACAGCCAGGGAGCCCAGCAGCGAGGAGCAUCUUCUCCCAGCUUCGCCCAGCGAGCGAGAGAUGGCCGUACCUGAGGUGAACUGCACUCUGUUUCUGCUGGCCGGCUACGUGAAGUACGGGCGCCCUUACGCCUGGAUUCGCUCCAACCACGAGCGCUUGRUCAACAUCGGCGGCACGGCCUCGAUGGUGAAGGACACGCCGAUGAAGCUGAAGUCCAUCACGGACUGGCAGACACGAAGUGUUCGUGUCUGGGACGUGGUGAGCGAGCUGGUGACCCUUUGCACCGUUCCCUCCCCCUCCAACCCCUUCGCCUUGGACAUGCGUUACGUCAAAAAUCUUCCCCUGCCGGACCGCUUCCUCGCCACKGGGGCUCUCCUUCACUUCCUGGAGACGUAUGUGGUGUACGGGAACCGGGACGAGUUGCAUUACGAUAAAGUGGUGGAGGAGGUGAAACCUCUGAGGCGGCUGCACGUCCAGUCRAUGCUGGAGCUACAGCGACUCAGAGGAAGCGGCGGAGCAACAAUACAGGACGCUGCCAGAUUAGAAAAAUCUCCUUAAAGCAACAAUUCGCCUCGUUUCAAGUGAGGUUCUGUGGAGAAUUCAUUUAGAAUCRGUCAAUAUCUUACCUGUUGCAGAAAGCAGUUUGGGCGACCUCAGGCUGAAGUUUUAGUCUGAGCAGGACCAAAGUGGACCUCUGCCGCCUUAAAACAACUCCAGUUUUUCAAACAGUUUUAUAAACCUUUAUGUAUUUUUUUUCUGUAAGACUAAGACGACUGUCUGCGUCCAGUUGAAGACUGGUGGGACUGACAAACCUGUUAGCUUGUUAGCAUUUUUAAAGUUGRCAAAACCUAAUUUAAUGGAAGCUAAUUGAACCACUAUUGUUUUUAAAGUUAUUAGAAAGGCUAAUCUGCUAAAUGAAAAGUUAGUUUUGCUAUUAACUGUUAAUGAACAAUAAUAAAAACAGGUAAAUCCUAA